ACUCGAUCUGCCUUGGUCUGCCUCGAUCUCCCCAGCCGCCUCGAAUCGCUUCCUUCCGCCAUGGCCGACAUCGACACCGCUUGCAUCAACACCAUCCGCUGCCUGGCCCCGGAUGUCGUCCAGAAGGCCAACGCCGGCCAUCCCGGUGCCCCCAUGGGCUGCGCCCCCAUGGCCCACAUCCUCUUCUCCCGGUUCAUCCGCGGCUCUCCCGCCCACCCCAAAUGGAUCAACCGCGACCGUUUUGUCCUCUCCAACGGCCACGCUUGUGCCCUGCAGUACAUUCUCCUCCACCUCACCGGCUACAACAUCUCUCUCGAUGAUCUGAAGAGCUUCCGCCAGCUCCACUCCAAGACCCCUGGUCACCCCGAGACCAAUCACGGUGUCGACGGCAUUGAGGUUACCACCGGCCCGCUCGGCCAGGGCGUUUCCAGCGCCGUCGGUCUUGCCAUGGCUGAGGCCCAUCUUGCCGCCACCUUCAACCGCCCCGGCUUCGAGCUGAUCAACAACUACACCUACUGCAUCCUUGGUGACGGCUGUCUCCAGGAGGGUGUCCAGGCUGAGGCUGUUGCUCUCGCUGGCCACCUCCAGCUUGGCAAGCUGAUCUGCCUCUACGACGACAACCACAUCACCAUCGACGGUGACACUGCCUUGGGCUUCACCGAGGAUGUUUGCAAGCGCUUCGAGGCCUACGGUUGGCACACCCAGGUCAUCACCGAUGGUGACCACGAUAUCGAGGGCAUCGCCAGAGCCAUCGAGAUCGCUCAGGCCGUCGCCGACAAGCCCUCCCUGAUCAAGAUCCGCACCACUAUCGGAUAUGGCUCCAAGAACCAGGGCGAGGAGAAGGUCCAUGGCUCCCCUCUGGGUGAGGCCGACAUUCUCAAUGUCAAGGCCAAGUUUGGCUUCCCCACCGACAAGAAGUUCUAUAUUCCUGAUGAGGUCUACGGCUUCUACAAGAACUUCUCCCUCCGCGGCCAGCAGCUCUACGCCCAGUGGACCGAGACCUUUGCCACCUACGGCCAGACCCACCCCGAGCUGCAUGCCGAGCUGAGCCGUCGUCUUGCCGGCGAGCUCCCUGCUGGAUGGAAGGAUGCCCUCCCCAAGUACACCAGCGCAAGUGCCACCCUGGCCACUCGCAAAACCUCCGAGGCUGUCUUCAACGCCAUCGCUGAGCGCAUCCCCGAAAUUAUCGGCGGCUCUGCCGAUCUCACUGGCUCCAACAACUGCUGGUGGAAGACCGCCAAGGACUUCCAGCCCCCCGCCACCGGUCUCGGCACCUAUGCCGGUCGAUACAUCCGCUUCGGUGUUCGCGAGCACGGAAUGGCUGCUAUUUGCAACGGCCUCCACGCCUACGGCGGUCUGAUUCCGUUCGGCGCUACUUUCUUCAACUUCAUCGGCUACGCCCUUGGUGCCGUGCGUCUGUCCUCGCUAUCCAAGCACCAGGUCCUGUACGUCAUGACCCACGACUCGAUCGGCCUUGGCGAGGACGGCCCUACCCACCAGCCCAUCGAAACCCUCGCCGAGCUCCGCGCUCUGCCCAACACCCUGGUCAUCCGUCCUGCCGAUGGCCACGAGACCAACGGCGCCUACAUUGCCGCCCUCGAGAACCGCACUGGCCCGACUGUUCUGGUCCUCACUCGUCAGAACCUGCCCCACUUUGACACCUCCUCGGCCGAGGGCGUCCUCAAGGGUGCCUACGUUCUCCAGGACGUGGCCAGCCCUCAGGUCAUCCUGGUUGCCACUGGCUCCGAGGUCUCGCUCGCCGUCAACACCGCCAAGGAGCUCGCCAACUCUGGUGUCCAUGCCCGCGUCGUCUCUUUCCCCUCCUGGGAGCUCUUCGAGGCCCAGUCGCAGGAGUACAAGGACUCGGUCUUCCCCGAGGGCAUCCCUGUGCUGAGCAUUGAGGCCCUGAGCACCUUUGGCUGGGACCGCUACGCCCACGCCUCGGUUGGUGUCAACAGCUUUGGUAUCUCUGCCCCCGCCAGCCAGAUCUACAAGACCUUUGGUCUUGUUCCCGAUGUCAUCGCCGAGAAGGCCAAGCGCCUCAUCAGCUACUACAGCGACCGCAAGCCCGAGUGGAAGCUGCGCAAGCCCUUCUAAGUGGCUCGCCUGCGGCCACCACCACCCAGUCGAAAGCCCUGCAGUCGCCAUCGAUCCGUAACCCCCCCCCCAGAAGUUCAAUGUUAACAAAGCUGACUGGAUCUGCGAUGAUGGAUGUGUGGCCGUGCCGGGCCUGCUGGACAGUCCUGUGGACAGUCCUGAUGGGCAGUCCUGUGGGCAGCAGGAGUGCGUGCUUCGAAUUGUAGGGCGAUGGUGGCGAGCCAAGUACACCAAAGGCAGCCGAGCGUUGGCAUCAUGCAAUGUGCGUUGUUGGGUCGAGACGAAAGCCCGUGGCCAUGAACCCACCGGGC
Polychytrium aggregatum is the source of this 2408-nucleotide messenger RNA. Its product is annotated as Transketolase, thiamine diphosphate binding domain-containing protein. NCBI's taxonomy places the organism in Eukaryota, Fungi, Chytridiomycota, Chytridiomycetes, Polychytriales. The record is from RefSeq and is a predicted model, not a curated record. The transcript has 12 exons. Bases 61 to 2097 code for a protein of 678 amino acids. Gene Ontology annotation, molecular function: transketolase activity. Gene Ontology annotation, biological process: pentose-phosphate shunt. Gene Ontology annotation, cellular component: cytosol.